Danaus plexippus (monarch butterfly) is the source of this 1143-nucleotide messenger RNA. Its product is annotated as inositol monophosphatase 1. The record is from RefSeq and is a predicted model, not a curated record. The transcript has a single exon. Gene Ontology annotation, biological process: phosphatidylinositol phosphate biosynthetic process; signal transduction; inositol metabolic process. Lineage: Eukaryota; Metazoa; Arthropoda; Insecta; Lepidoptera; Nymphalidae. The coding region runs from base 85 to 1023 and encodes 312 amino acids. Gene Ontology annotation, molecular function: inositol monophosphate 1-phosphatase activity.
UGUAAGAGUGUCAGUUAGAAAUUAGAUUUCGCGGAACGCUUUACUUCAGACUACUAUUUAAAAUGCUAAUAUAUAUAUGAAUAUAUGAUUAUUAAGCAGUCUUAUACUCACUGUGGUCUGAUAUACCGGGUUCUACUAUUUUCGGCUAAUUCAAGGAAAAAUUUACACUAUUAUCGUUUCCUAAAUUCAAUUCCAUACAUAAUGUCUGACGAAAUUACCAAUUAUUUUAAUGUUGCUGUGGAUUUAGUGAAAAAUGCGGGAAACCUUAUAAGUGAGUUUCGAUCAGGGUGUAAAGUUUUCGAAGUUAAAUCGUCGGAUAUUGAUUUAGUAACAGAAAUAGACAAGAAAGUCGAGGAAACUCUUAUAGGGGGCUUAUCGAAGAGUUUUCCCAGUCACAAGUUUAUUGGGGAAGAAUCUGUUGCCAGCGGAGACAAAUGUAUACUUUCAGACGAUCCUACAUGGAUAAUCGACCCCGUCGAUGGAACCCUUAAUUUUAUUCAUGGCUAUCCUUGUAGCUGCAUAUCUGUUGGUCUGGCCAUAAACAAAAAGGUUGUUGCUGGUAUCAUAUACAAUCCUGUCUUAAACCAAUUAUUCACAGCUAUUGAAGGUAAAGGUGCUUUCCUUAACAGUACACCUAUACAUGUCUCCCAGGUCAAGGAGCUGAGAAAUGCUCUAAUAUCAUUUGAAGCUGGGACUAGUCGUGACGAAGAGAGACAGAAACUGGUGUUAGAGAAUUUUAAAUUAAUAACUACAAAGGGACAAGGUGUCAGAUGUUUAGGAUCUGCGGCUUUAAAUAUGGCCAUGGUUGCAAUGGGAGGUUCAGAUGCGUACUUUGAGUUUGGCAUACAUGCUUGGGAUAUAGCGGCUGGAGACAUUAUCAUUAGAGAGGCCGGUGGAGUCUGUAUUGAUCCUGCCGGAGAACCUCUCGAUCUACUGUCCAGGAGAGUUUUGUGUGCCUCAACUCCCGAACUUGCCCAAGAAUUAGCCAAAUCUCUUAAACAGUUUUAUCCCGAGCGAGAUUAAAUCGUUUUUAAAAUGCAUUUUACUUGUUCCUGUAUUAUGUAUUCUGUGUUGUAUACUUUUAAUGUGAUGUUAAAUAAAAUGUGUAAUCUCAUUAAUAUAUAUGUUUUUAAAUAUUCAGAA